Molecule: messenger RNA, 4922 nt
Organism: Pectinophora gossypiella (pink bollworm)
Lineage: Eukaryota; Metazoa; Arthropoda; Insecta; Lepidoptera; Gelechiidae
Product: NEDD4-binding protein 1-like
Exons: 6
Coding region: 229-1761 (510 amino acids)
Cellular component (GO): cytoplasmic ribonucleoprotein granule; nucleus
Molecular function (GO): mRNA binding; RNA endonuclease activity
Source: RefSeq, a predicted model, not a curated record
UUAUAAUUUUGUUGUUGUCUUGCAAAGGCAAAAAUUAAUUAAAGUUACAUAAAUAUACGUGUAAAAUUACUAUAGUGUGUUACGAUUGUUUUAAUAAUAUAAAAUGGGGAAGCCGUCGGGCUCUCGUGCUUGUGUUAGUGAAAAUAUUUGUUCUAUUUUUGUGUAACACUUUAUUUUGGAUACCAAAAAAACCCAGAAUCAACCAGCACCACUUCGAAUAGAACCAAAAUGAAUGUGCCAAUGACCAAUCUGAAAGCUGGGAAGAAGUUGAAGAAGACACGUCACAAGACAAAUGCCAACAUUAAGAAACUGUUUGACCAUCUCCGCAGGGAGAGUCACAGUUCAAUUUCCUCCGUAGACAAUACUAAUGACACUGUCAUAGCACUAGACACUACUACACUAGACACCACGCCGCCACUACAAUCGCAUAUCGCCGGAAUAUUCGCAAAAAAACGGAAACUCAAUGAUGCAGACUCCGAUCCCGAAUGCAAAAGAAAGAAAGAAGCUGUCAACGAGAACAACAACACUUUGAUAGUUAUCGAUGACAGUACUUUGGUUGAGAACAACAACGAACCGGGAACUCCUAAAAAACCCUCGCAAGUCCACUGCUCAACACCGAAACACGUCCAAAAUAAGGAACCAAGUUUUACACCUGUCAAAAGCAAAAAUAUUAAGAGAUGUAAUUCUUUAGUAACAACAGACAUAACCACUGAAAUAACUGAUCUAACCAAAGAAAUAAAUCGCGAUUCGUAUUUAACAAUAGAUUUGACUACCGAAUCGUUGAACUGUAGUUCUAUAGAUAAAAGCCAAACUACGGUUAUAGAUUUGGAGAAUUCAGUUGAUAACGCAGACUGUACAGUUGUAUCAGUUAGCAACACAAAUUUAUCAAUGAGUGGAGAUUCUGAUGUUACCGUAUUGAAUAUGCCAAAGAAUAAAAAUAAUCGUCAGAUACGUAGAUUUGUGAAUGGUAUAGCCAAGUUAGAUCCCACUGAGAAGGGCAAGUUGUUAGAGCUUAUAACGCAGAAUAUAUUCAACGGUUGCAGUGUUUCGGAUAAGGGGAAAGGCAGUUUACAAAGUCUCAAGAAAACGACAACAUGUGCCACAGAAACCGUAGAGGACACUUACAUUAAGGAAGUAAUCCUAGGCCAGACACAUUCGAGAAAUAGUAUAGGAAGCAACAUUUAUAACCCGGAACACGAUGUUAAGAACAAAACUGGACUGCGAAUGGUUGUCAUUGACGGUAGCAAUGUGGCUAUGGAACACAACCGAGGCAGGAACUUUUCAGUGAAAGGUCUCAAAAUAUGCAUUGACUACUUUUUGCAGCGCGGACAUGUAGUGAAGGCGUUUGUCCCCAGAUUCAGGUGCAAGUAUGGUAAGAGCACGGACCCUCGGCUGCUGGACGAGCUGGAGCGACGCGGGCUGGUCGUCUACACGCCCUCGCGGGAGAUACAGGGACGGAUGGUCACCUCCUACGAUGACAGGUACAUCGUCCAAUGUGCCGCGGAAUUUGACGGCGUUAUUGUGUCCGGCGAUAACUAUAGGGACCUCCUAUUGGAAAACCCGAGGUGGAGAUUUGUCAUAGAGAAUAGACUGUUGCCUUUUACUUGGGUGAACGAUAUGAUAAUGUUUCCCAGAGACCCUUUAGGCAGGCAAGGCCCGUCUUUAGAACAAUUCUUGAGGCAUCCCGCCCCUGCCCAAUCCGAUAGACCGAAUGUAACUAACUGCCAAAUUUAUCAGCUACAGACUAAACGGGGAGUUUAAACAGGCCACAUCGAAGCAACUCAUCUGAAAAGCAAUUUGACAUUGGCGCAUAUAAAAGUAAGUGCGCAAUAUCAAGAAAUGUUAAAAAGCAAUUUUUUUAUGAAUUGCUUCGAUGUGGCCUUUUUAACUGCCCUGGUUGGUUUCCAACUAAGCGGAGAGGAGAAACUAAGAGUCUACCAAUCACAGCCUGCCAGAAAGAGAAGACAGAGAGAUGCAUGUAUUAUUUCAGGGCGCCACACCAACAAAUACAAACCUUACUGUCUCCCAAGAUACAGGUUUAUUCCUAAUCUGGGAACCAAAGUAUACCAAAGCUUUUAUAGAUAAACUACUAAUUUUACUCUAUUCAUGCUAAUUCCUGUAAACACCAUCUCAUUUUAUUUUAAGUUAUAUCUGUCAUUUUCUUAUCCGCCGAAAAGGAAAGGGACGGGUAAUCGACAAGCAUAAAAUUUAUGGAACACACGUCAAUUUUUUGCAGAAAUUUAAAACAACCGUCUAAAAAUUUUAUAUCGGCUAAUAACCCGACAGAUUUAAGUAGACAUCACGUCAAACGGGUUGCAUACCCGCGAGAUGCCUAUUUUAUUCGCACGGAUUAUUAAUUCAUUUUAAAAUUAACUUGUUGACAAUCAUCCGUCCUUUUCCUUUUCGGCGGAUACGAAAAUGACGGGUAUAACUUAAAAUAAAAUUAGGUGUCUGCAAGAAUCGGGGCCAUUGUCUUCUUUUUAGGAAAAAAUAAAUUACAUAAACACACAUAACAUCAAUAUAAAAGUAACAAACAAAACUGAAGAUAAAAAGUAAUAAAAAGAAAAUAAUUAGUAACUUAGGUAUUUAUUAAGCUCUAUUUCUUUUUUUCUCGCGGUGAUUGGCUAUGCUCCUCUUUUCUCCGCUCUGGUGGAAACCCACCUCGCCCAGAGACUAUUUAAACAAUAAAUAUUUGAUAAUAUAAAAGGACUUAGGGCCUUACCUACAGGGUUUUUGUCAAUGAAAAGUGUACUUCAAUGUAAUAAUACUAUACAGUUGUAGUGUGAAUUUUGCAAAUUAUGCGACUUCUUUGUUACUUCUACGGUAAACUUUGAAGAAAAUAUCUCGCCAUUUCCCCGGCCAAGUAAAUAUAAAAGUGUUACAAUGUUAUCAGUUUGCCCAUUCUAUUUUAACAAUAUGUAUUUCCCGGUUUUCAUUGGCUAGACUCCCUGAGAAAUAGUAAUAAGUGAUAAUUAUAAUCUUUACUGUCAGUCGAAAAACGCCUAUUAAUGUUAGUAAUACUAUUUUAUAUAACCAUAAAUAUUUUGGUACAUUACCUUAGCAUUUGGUGUGUUACCAAAGAACAAUGCUCGCUGCACACAGAGCUGGCUAAACGGGAUUUGAAAGCUCUAAAGAAAAUCCCGCGCCCUACUCUGUGUGAGUCCAGCUUAACCUUAUCUAAAGAGAUAUUGUGAUAUAUUUGAUGUAUUUGUUUAUAUGAAAGGCAAGCUAUGCUAGGCUGGUGCCAUAAGGUACGAGAUUCUCAGGUUUCCAUGAUAUGCUUUGUAAGUAGGUAGGUAUGUAGUCAUGAGCAAUGUGCCCACUUUAGAAACCUGUCGCACAAAUAUUUUGGGGUUGAAUCACCUAAGGGAACUCCACAAAACACUUUCCUAUGCAUCUGUCCUUUUCUGUCACUCAAAACGGACAGUUGCUGGAGCGAGACAGAGCGACCGCGGCAGAAUCCACGAGGCGAUGGCCCAUGCGUAUGCUUGCUCUCGCUCUAGCGAAUGACGGAUCUGAGUAACAGAAAGUACGAUGAGGUGCUUUCACAUAAUGGUUCGUCACUUAAUGAGAUUCACAGUUCAAUAGGUCAAAAAAGAAUAUACAUAUUUAAAAUAUAUACGUAUUACACUUUGUUGUUCUACACAGGGUGUUAGUGACAUCGUAACAAAAACUUCGAGGGAUGAUUCAUGCCGUGAUUUGAGUUGAUACGAAGUGGAAUUUUCCGACGCAAAAGUAUGAAAUUGAAAUGCAUUUAAAACAAAACACUAAAAUUUUCAUAAAUUUCACGACGGAAAAUUCCAUUUGAUAUUAACUCGGAAUAAUGACCUGAAUCAUCCCCUUCAGUAUUCGUUACGAUGUCACUAACACUUGUAUAGUGUAUUAAAAAUCAAACCCAUAAAUACCUAGGUUUUAAGAUUUCAUGGGAUAGGAUGUUAUUUACUUGAGACUUAAACAUAGGUGCUGGGGAGUAUUGUUUAUAUACUUUAUACCUCUGCCUACCCCUUCUGGGAUACAGGUUUGAUGCUAUGUUUAAGAUUUCCAGAACUUUGCAUUUUAAUUACUCAUUGGGAAGACAGAAGUAUUUGAGUAGAUCGUACUUUUAUAAAAAAUACCAUUCAUACUAUUUGGUGAACUUACCAACUUCGAAACCUAUUUGCAUUUGUUACUUGGUUUUAUUUGGGAUUUUUAUCUCAUUUAAUAUUCAAUUGCUUUUAAUAAUAUCAUUCUUAUUUUAUGAGCCCGUAAUUACUUGUAUCGACAAAUUAUAAUUGUUAAAUAUUUAAAUCUCUAAAUGCAUAAGUGUGUAGAUUAUAAUUAUAAUCAUAAAUAUGUUUGUUUUUCGACAAACAUGUUUUGCGUAAGUUGUAGAAUGAAACACGAGAUUCGGUUUAAAACGAUCGUGAAUAUAAAAUUAUAUAUAGAUGCCGAUUCUAGCAGACGUAAAUUUAAUUUAGUGUGCCAGUUCCUAAACUACCUGUCUCUGUCUUGCACUAUUUGUAAGUAAGGGACGGCAGUAUUUUUAAAACGAUCAAAUAAAUUCAAAUUAAGGUUUGUUCGCCAGAAUUUUGUCAACCGUUGAAUUACGUAGGAGGUAACUGUUCUUAUAUUAUCUAUGUAUGGUCUCAUUUGCUAUUAUGCCUUAGUAUUAAUUUAACAAUAUUGUUUUUAACGUUUAGGUAUAUUGUAGAGAAAUGGCGCCAAUGCUCAAAAAUAUUCAAAUGAAAAUUUUAAUAAUUGUACUAUUAUUUCUUAGUUUAUAAUGUUGAUUCUUGUAAAUAUUUUAUUAUACAAAUUGCGGUUUUGAUAGCGGAAACCCCAUCAGUUUUUGUUUUAUAAAAAUUGUGCGACUUUUUGAUUAAGUUGUACAAAAUACAUGAUAUUUUUUUAACAUUUUCGAAAAUUAAAGUGAUUUUUGGAAA